AAUGGGCUUCACAUUGAGCCUUGCCACAUCCCCAUCUGACUAGCAGCCAUUCAUCAGGCUGGCUGGCCUAUCAAUGACAUUUCUCCCAUCAGGGCUCCUAUAAAAUGAUGCUUUUUCCCAUGAAACAUCCGCAAACAUUUUGACGGGUCUGGCUUUGCCCUGCUGGAUUACUGAGUGUCCCUCUCUCUCUCUCUCUUUCUCUCUCUCUCUCUAACCUCCCCCCCCCCUUCUCCCCUCUCUCUGUUCUCGGUGUGCAUCUCUGAGCUAGGGGAUCUCCAGACCCCGGGACUUUGGGGCUUCUGUACUGCCCAUGGGAAGAGCAUGCAUUGUGGGUUACUGGAGGAACCCGACAUGGAUUCCACAGAGAGCUGGAUUGAAAGAUGUCUCAAUGAAAGUGAAAACAAACGGUAUUCCAGUCACACCUCUCUGGGGAAUGUUUCUAAUGAUGAAAAUGAGGAAAAAGAAAAUAACAGAGCAUCCAAACCACACUCGACUCCAGCUACUCUGCAAUGGCUGGAGGAGAACUAUGAGAUUGCAGAAGGCGUUUGCAUUCCUCGAAGUGCUCUCUACAUGCACUAUUUGGACUUCUGUGAGAAAAACGACACGCAGCCUGUUAACGCUGCCAGCUUUGGGAAGAUAAUAAGACAACAAUUUCCACAGUUAACAACGAGAAGACUCGGAACCAGAGGCCAGUCAAAGUACCAUUACUAUGGCAUUGCAGUGAAAGAGAGCUCUCAGUAUUAUGACGUGAUGUAUUCUAAGAAAGGAGCAGCCUGGGUCAAUGAAACAGGAAAAAAAGAAGUAACCAAACAGACAGUGGCGUAUUCACCACGAUCCAAACUUGGAACGUUACUGCCAGAGUUUCCAAAUGUCAAAGAUCUAAAUCUGCCAGCCAGUCUGCCAGAGGAGAAGGUUUCUACCUUUAUUAUGAUGUACAGAACUCACUGUCAGAGGAUACUAGACACUGUAAUAAGAGCCAACUUUGAUGAGGUUCAAAGUUUUCUUCUGCACUUUUGGCAAGGGAUGCCGCCUCACAUGCUUCCUGUAUUGGGUUCUUCCACUGUAGUAAAUAUAGUUGGGGUUUGUGAUUCAAUAUUGUACAAAGCUAUUUCUGGAGUUUUGAUGCCAACAGUACUGCAAGCAUUACCUGACAGCUUGACUCAGGUGAUCCGAAAGUUUGCAAAACAGCUGGAUGAGUGGUUAAAAGUAGCUCUCUACGACCUGCCAGAAAACCUCCGAAAUAUCAAGUUUGAGUUAUCCAGAAGGUUUUCACAAAUUCUCCGUCGGCAGACCUCAUUAAAUCAUCUCUGCCAGGCAUCAAGAACGGUGAUCCACAGUGCAGACAUUACCUUUCAAAUGCUGGAGGACUGGAGGAAUGUGGAUCUGAACAGCAUUACCAAACAAACUCUCUAUACCAUGGAGGAUUCACGUGAGGAGCACAGAAAGCUCAUCAUACAAUUGUAUCAGGAGUUUGAUCAUCUUUUGGAGGAGCAGUCACCCAUUGAGUCCUACAUUGAGUGGCUGGAUUCCAUGGUGGACAGAUGUGUUGUGAAGGUAGCUGCCAAGAGACAAGGCUCUUUGAAGAAAGUGGCUCAGCAGUUCCUCUUGAUGUGGUCCUGCUUUGGCACACGAGUGAUUCGGGACAUGACUUUGCACAGUGCACCCAGCUUUGGGUCUUUUCACCUUAUUCACUUGAUGUUUGAUGACUACGUAUUAUACCUGUUAGAAUCACUGCAUUGUCAGGAGAGAGCUAAUGAAUUAAUGAGGGCAAUGAAAGGAGAAGGAAGCACAGAAAUACGAGAAGAAAUUAUAUUGACAGAACCUGCUCCUCCAACUCCUUCCCCAGUGCCAUUCUCUCCAGCUAAAUCUGCCACCUUGGUGGAAGUGCCGUCUGCACCCUCACCUGUGAGCAGUCAAUCCCCAGAGUACGCUAGCAUAGCAACUACAACAGGAGCUAUGCAGUCCUAUACAUGGUCACUCACAUACACUGUGACAACAGCUGCUGGUUCACCUGCUGAGAACUCGCAACAGCUGCCCUGCAUGAGAAGUCCUCAUGUGCCUUCUUCAUCUGUCACACACAGGAUACCUGUUUACCCCCACAGAGAGGACCACGGGUACACAGGAAGCUACAACUAUGGUAGCUAUAGCAACCAGCACCCCUAUCCAAUGCAGAGUCAAUAUCCAUCUCUAUCACAUGACACUACUAUUUCUGGACCACUUCAUUACUCAGCUUAUCACAGAAGCUCUUCACAGUACCCUUUUAACAGCCCGACAUCCAGGAUGGAGCCCUGUUUGAUGAGUAGCACCCCAAGACUGCAUCCAGCCCCUGUAACUCCUCGCUGGCCAGAAGUCCCAUCAGCAAACACGUGCUACACAAGUCCAUCCAUGCACUCCACAAGAUAUGGAAACUCUAGUGACAUGUACACGCCCUUGACAACUCGCAGGAAUUCUGAAUACGAGCACAUGCAACACUUUCCUGGCUUUGCCUAUAUCAAUGGAGAAGCCACCACAGGGUGGGCUAAGUGAAAAUGACUCAUACAGCAUGAGCCCCUAUAUUUAAUAAAGACAGAAAAACUUUAUAUCUGGCUAUUACAUGGGACUUUAUCUGAACAUUCGUUAACGGACUUGAAUCGAUCCUGGACAGAUAAUUUUAGUUCAUAAUCUGGACAUAUUGCAGACCAGUGUGAUGGAGUGUUCCUGUAACAAGAUUUAACUGUUACUAUAGAGCAUUAUAUUGGCCAAGCUGUGCCUUCUUUUUCUUCUGUGGUAUGGUCUGGCCCUGUUGUGAUGUCAGUUUCACUGAGCCAUUCUCCCCCUCCCCCCUUAUUGACAAAUGUUAAUUAGUCUUUAAGGAAAGAUGUUAGAGAGAAAUCUAUUUAUAAUUUGAGAUAAAGACAAAAAGUUGACCAUAACAAAGCUCUGGCACCUCUACUGGGUUCUUUAGAGACAUUCUGUCAGGUCGUUACUUGUUGUCCUAAAUUCCUUUUUUGGGCUCCUUAAAUGGUAUGUGUUGUUAUAGGCUUCAGUUUACACAUAACUUUGUAUAUUGAUGCACCUUUCUGUUGAUCAAAUAAGUGUUAUCCUUACAAAAGAAAGACAUGUAGCAUUGAAUGAUACACUGCCUUAAGUUGACUGUGGUUCUUAUUAUGUAUGUAUUUGUAUUAAGUUUGCACAAUCUGGUUAAAUGCAACAGCUCUGGUCUGUAACAUCAAGGUUAAGAAGGGAUUUUGAGACUGGUAAAGUGUUGGAUUCAGAGCCACAUAUGUUAAAUACGAUGAUACAAAGCAAUUAUAUAAAAGUGACAAUACAAAACAAAUUAUUCAUUUCAUUACCUAUCGACAGGUAUGAAAACCACUCUUCUGAUUCCUUCACAAGAUGACAACUCAAUAUGUGUCUACAAAAAAAUAAUUCAAAGCUGUGCCUUUGAACUUAUUCUGUAAUGUGUAUGUGUGGGAAAAUGUAUUGUAUUUUUGGGAGAAUUUUUAGUAGACAUUUUCUGUCAGAUUUGUAGGUAUUUGUGAGUUUUUGUUAGAAUUUAUUAACAUAGGUUUUUCUUCUUAUUAUAAAAUGCACCAAGCAAUUAUGGUGGACCUAUUACCCUAUGGGUAAGAAAUAAAUAAAUGGAAAUACGACAUCGGGCAUUUUAGUAAUUGUUAUGUAAAUAAAAUCUUUGAUAACACCCAGUGUGAUGAUAACCAUGUUUAUGGCUAAAAUGGAAAUAAAUAUUAUUUGUACAGUUGUGCAAGAUAUAUGAAGGAUUUUC
Chelonia mydas (Green sea turtle) is the source of this 3763-nucleotide messenger RNA. It is a transcript of the gene RFX4, whose product is annotated as regulatory factor X4. The transcript is spliced from 18 exons. Gene Ontology annotation, molecular function: DNA-binding transcription factor activity, RNA polymerase II-specific; RNA polymerase II cis-regulatory region sequence-specific DNA binding. The coding region runs from base 322 to 2526 and encodes 734 amino acids. The record is from RefSeq and is a predicted model, not a curated record. Lineage: Eukaryota; Metazoa; Chordata; Testudines; Cheloniidae. Gene Ontology annotation, biological process: regulation of transcription by RNA polymerase II.